UAUCUGUCAUAACGUUAUUUCACUUCCUGCCCACGCAGAUUGCACUUCCCAAAUCGUCCGCUGUUCUGGUUUAGAAGGCCAAAUAGCGACAGGCAUGUCUGCAGCGUUGCGUGUACUAUAUUCUGUGUCCCGGCCAGGCACCAUUGCGGCUGGACACAAUCUUGUGCGUCCAAUCAGUCUGUCGACCCAGAGAGAGGGAUUCAAAUAUGUGAAUGCUCAGGAUCUGCCCACAGACAUGAAGUCCAUAACAGACCGAGCCGCUCAGACUCUGCUGUGGACGGAGCUCUUCAGAGGAUUGGGCAUGACCAUGAGCUACCUGUUCAGAGAGCCGGCCACCAUAAACUACCCGUUUGAGAAGGGGCCCCUGUCUCCCCGUUUCCGCGGUGAGCACGCCCUGCGCAGGUACCCCUCUGGAGAGGAACGCUGCAUCGCCUGCAAGCUGUGUGAAGCCAUCUGCCCCGCCCAGGCCAUCACCAUCGAGGCAGAGCCCCGUUCGGACGGCAGCAGGAGGACAACGCGCUACGACAUCGACAUGACAAAAUGUAUUUACUGUGGCUUCUGCCAGGAGGCCUGUCCUGUUGACGCCAUCGUGGAGGGCCCCAACUUUGAGUUUUCCACAGAGACCCAUGAGGAGCUGCUCUACAACAAAGAGAAACUGCUCAACAACGGAGACAAGUGGGAGGCCGAGAUCGCUGCCAACAUACAAGCUGAUUACCUCUAUCGAUAGACAGACAGGCUGGCUGACGCGCGCACACACACCGACAGACCGACCGACAGUGCUCUGUUGAUAACCAUGAAACACACACAGAUGCAGUAUGACAAACUGGCACACACAUUGUAUAGAUAUCCGUCAGCCUCUUUGACACAGACACACGUCCAUCCAUACUGUACAGUUGAUCCAGAUCAGUGUUCACACCCAGACCUGUUUCCAGAGAUCCAGACAGCACCGUUUAUCUAUAUUGCAUAUAUCUAUACUGCAUAGAUAUUGAAUGUGACUUGGAUGAUUGGGACAAAAUAAAAAGCAGGAAGCCACAGCUCUCCAGAACCAAGUCUGUGUGGACCACUGUCAAAAUAAGCUCAGCUCACCCACAGAGAGAUGCACCGUCGGUCUCCUGUACCGGCAGCCAGCCCACAGAUGCCUAUCCUGGGGCACAUUCAAUAGGGAUACGUUGUGGAAAUUUUCAUAAAGAAAUUACAUCAAUAGAGUUGACAUGAUUCUUUAUUCUACUUGUCAGAGAGGCAUGUUUGUUCUACAUACCAUAUGUCUGAACGUUCCACAACGCUGUGCCCUGCUGAACGCACCCCUGAUGUCUAUGCUCAACAGUACUGUAUCUGAUUCGAGGUAAGAUAUUGCCCCAAACCACAGAUCUAGGAUCAGAUCAAAUUAACUUGAACCAUUAGGGACAAGGGAAAAAAUCUGACCAUGUAGUUAGUGGUUAGGGACAACUACCUACUCUGUGUCCCAAAUGGUACCUUACUUCCUAUAUAGUGCACUACCUUUGACCAGGGCCCAUAAGACUCUGGUCAAAAGUAAUGCACUAUAUAAGGAAUAGGGUGGCUUUUGGGAUGCAGUCUUACUCUGUUUUAAGGGCGGAGUGUUAUCAUUUUGUCGGAGAGUAAUGCACAACCAGUUGGCACAUGAUACUCAGGCUCUAUUAUUAUUAUUAUCCUCAAACUAGUAGAUAUAUUAGCCUGCUGCAAACCAAACACAAAGUUACAUGGGGGUUUGUUGUCAUGAGAAUUGUACAAAGAUUAAAUACUUGUGGACUUUAAAUUAUGAAGAAUAAAUAUUGUUCUGUCCUAAGUUUUAAAA
Salvelinus fontinalis (brook trout) is the source of this 1813-nucleotide messenger RNA. RefSeq names its product NADH dehydrogenase [ubiquinone] iron-sulfur protein 8, mitochondrial-like. The coding region runs from base 95 to 727 and encodes 210 amino acids. Gene Ontology annotation, molecular function: NADH dehydrogenase activity; 4 iron, 4 sulfur cluster binding. The record is from RefSeq and is a predicted model, not a curated record. NCBI's taxonomy places the organism in Eukaryota, Metazoa, Chordata, Actinopteri, Salmoniformes, Salmonidae. The transcript is spliced from 7 exons. Gene Ontology annotation, cellular component: membrane. Gene Ontology annotation, biological process: mitochondrial respiratory chain complex I assembly; mitochondrial electron transport, NADH to ubiquinone.